This is a messenger RNA of Eriocheir sinensis (Chinese mitten crab), 1503 nucleotides long. RefSeq names its product high affinity copper uptake protein 1-like (gene Ctr1A). The record is from RefSeq and is a predicted model, not a curated record. Gene Ontology annotation, cellular component: membrane. Bases 160 to 894 code for a protein of 244 amino acids. Lineage: Eukaryota; Metazoa; Arthropoda; Malacostraca; Decapoda; Varunidae. Gene Ontology annotation, molecular function: copper ion transmembrane transporter activity. Gene Ontology annotation, biological process: copper ion transmembrane transport. The transcript has 7 exons.
AGGACGUUCCCAAUGAUGUAAUGUUUACUUGGCCAGGCGUGUAGGGUCGAGGCAGGGGCGCGGGACUGUCUCUUAUUUUGACCUCUCCCUGGGCUUAUAACGUCUACUGAACACCUUUAUCUCAUCUACCGCUAUUGCUGCAAUCACUAAGGUACAAACAUGAGCCACGCAGAUCACAUGGGCCACGGGGAUCACAUGGGCCACGCCGGUAUGGACCACGCCAGUAUGGGCCAUGACCACGGGGACCACUCAGGGCACGACAUGGCCACGGCCGUGGUGAACACAACCAUGAAGGCUGUGAUGGCGGCUAUGCAGCCCGAGAGUGCCAUGGACCACUCAGGUCAUGCCGCCGCAGAGACCAUGCAGCAUGCACAUGCGCAUGCCGCCCAUGGCACGAGGGAUAUGGACAUGGACAUGGACAUGGACCAUGGCAUGAGUAUGAGCUUCCACAUGGGCUACAGUGAGGUCAUCCUGUUUGACUGGUGGAGCAUCGACUCUGUUGGUGGCCUCAUAGGUUCCAUGAUAGGCAUCUUUAUCCUGGCAAUGCUCUACGAGGGACUCAAGUACUGGAGAGAACACCUCUUCAGGAAGUCCAUUGCAGCAAUGCAGUAUUGUGCCAGUGUGGAGAAGGGCAGCAUCAAUGAGCAACCUAAGCCCUCACAGUAUAUGGAGCAGAUCGUUAUGCCCCCCAGGAUGAACAUGCUGAGUAUGGACCACGGGAUCCAGACCUUGUUACACGUGCUGCAGAUGAUAGUGAGCUACUUCCUCAUGUUAAUCUUCAUGACAUACAAUGGCUGGCUGUGCAUAGCAACGGUCCUGGGGGCAGGCUUUGGCUACUUCCUCUUCGGGUGGCGCAAGUCUGUGGUCGUGGACAUCACCGAACACUGCCACUAGUCCCCUCGUGUGGCUGCUGCGGACAAGAGUUGUGAAGUGGUGAUAAUUAUUAUUUUUUUAUGGACUAAUGUGAUAUAGUUCUGGUAACAAAUUGAAGCUAUAGUAAAUAUUCUUGUUACAUCAGGAUAUAAGUAUCCAUGCCACACCAUGCUAUGGCCUUAGUGGAAGCAAGAUGAUGAUGAGGAACAUUUACAACAUGCAAGAUAACCUACAAACACCCAAGAAAAUAAACUCCACAAUUAAUUUGGAGGAGUUUUAUAAUAAAACAAUUAUGCAGCUCUAUUCAGACUUUGUACAUACUGUAUAAUGCAGCAGUGAAGUGACAAUUCAUUUAUGACACAAUGAAAAGCAGUCCAGUACCACAAUCUACUUUCAAAUGUUUUACUUAUUGUGAAAUGCAAUAUCUCUUAGUACAUGGAUAUUUCAUGUUAUGUUAUCUUCUUAAUAAUAUAGUAUUAUAAUAAAAAGAGGCUUGGUAGCUCUGUCCAAAGACAUGAAUAUUCUCUAUCCAGUGCAUACAGAGCCACUGUUCAUAUAAAAAACCCAUCCCAAUUAUACACUAAUCUGUAAUUCCCUCAGCCACAAACUCCAGUAAAGAUGCCAGAUCCA